Molecule: messenger RNA, 1891 nt
Organism: Rhinolophus ferrumequinum (greater horseshoe bat)
Lineage: Eukaryota; Metazoa; Chordata; Mammalia; Chiroptera; Rhinolophidae
Gene: ENTPD1
Product: ectonucleoside triphosphate diphosphohydrolase 1
Exons: 10
Coding region: 117-1649 (510 amino acids)
Biological process (GO): nucleoside diphosphate catabolic process
Cellular component (GO): plasma membrane
Molecular function (GO): UDP phosphatase activity; GDP phosphatase activity
Source: RefSeq, a predicted model, not a curated record
CCUGAGGGUCGGUGGUUAUAUCUCUGUUCCUUGAAUACCUCUCUCGCUGAAACGGACCACAGCAAGCAGAGGCUGAAAAAAAAGAGCAAAGAGGAAGAAAACAAAAGCUGCCAAUUAUGGAAGAUGUAAAGGAUUCUAAACUGAAGAGAUUUUGUUCCAGAAAUAUACUGAUCAUCCUUGGCUUUUCCUCUGUCAUAGCUGUGAUUGCUCUGAUAGCUGUAGGGCUGACCCAGAACAAACCAUUGCCAGAAAAUGUUAAGUAUGGGAUUGUGCUGGAUGCAGGCUCUUCUCACACGACUUUGUACAUCUAUGAAUGGCCAGCAGAAAAGGAGAAUGACACAGGGGUGGUGAAUCAGAUAGAAGAGUGCCAGGUACAAGGUCCUGGAAUCUCAAAAUAUGCUCAGAAAUUAGAUGAAAUAGGCACUUAUCUGACUGACUGCAUGGAAAAAGCCAGGAAAGUGAUUCCAAAGUCCCGGCACCAAGAGACACCUGUCUACCUGGGAGCCACGGCAGGCAUGCGAUUGCUCAGCGCAGAAAAUGAACGGUUGGCGGACAACGUCCUGGCUAAGGUGAAGCAGAGCCUCGACAGCUACCCCUUUAACUUCCAAGGUGCCAGAAUCAUCACUGGCACAGAAGAAGGUGCUUAUGGCUGGAUUACUAUCAACUAUCUGCUGGGAAAAUUCAUCAAGAAAUUGAGGUGGCUCAACCUGAUGCCAAAUGAAAAUGAUAGUCAAGAAACUUACGGAGCUUUAGACCUUGGGGGAGCCUCUACGCAAAUCACUUUUGUGCCCCAAAACCAAACUAUUGAGUCUCCACAGAAUGCUCUGUACUUUCGUCUAUAUGGCAAGGACUACAGUGUAUACACACACAGCUUCUUGUGUUAUGGGAAGGAUCAAGCUCUCUUGCAGAAACUGGCCAAGGACAUUCGGGGUACAGACGGAAUUCUCAGGGACCCAUGUUUUAACCGUGGAUACAACAGGGUCAUAAAUGUAAGUGAACUCCGUGACAGCCCCUGCACCAGGAAAUUUGAGACGACUCUUCCAUUCCAGCCGUUGACAAUCCAGGGCACUGGAAACUUUCAACAAUGCCAGCAAAGCAUCUUUAAACUCUUCAACACCAGUUACUGCCCUUACUCCCACUGUUCCUUCAAUAAUAUUUUUUUGCCUCCACUCCACGGGCAAUUUGGGGCAUUUUCAGCUUAUUACUAUGUGAUGAAGUUUUUAAACCUUACGUCAGAGGAACCCCCCUCUCAGGAAAAGGUGAUUGACGUAGUGCAAGAGUUCUGCUCUCGGUCUUGGGAAGAGCUGAAGAUACAUUUUGGUGAAGUGAAGGAGAAGUACCUGAGUGAAUACUGCUUUUCCGGAGCAUACAUUAUCUCUCUCCUUCAGAGGGGUUAUCACUUCACACCUGAGUCCUGGAAGAAUAUUCAUUUCAUGGGCAAGAUCCGGAGCAGUGACGUGGGAUGGACUUUGGGCUACAUGCUGAACCUGACCAACAUGAUCCCAGCGGAGCAGCCGCUGUCCGCACCUCUCUCCCACGCCACCUAUAUCUUCCUCAUGGUCCUCUUCUCGCUGAUCCUGGUCGCAGCGGCCCUCACAGGCCUAUUUAUCUUUCGCAAGCCUUCAUAUUUCUGGAAAGAUAUGGUAUAGCAGGAGCAGCUGAAAUCUGCUGGCUGGAGUGAGAAAAAAACUUGCCCAGGGAGCCCUUUCCUCCACAGGUCAUCCUUCCUUGCUCACCAAGGCCAAUCUUGACCAGUAUGAAGAUUCCUUGGCUUUGCUGACACCUUUCCUUGGGAGGUAUUCACCACCUUCUGCCUCCAGGACUUCCCGGUGGACGUUGUCUCUUUCUAGAGUCUUUCCCAACUCCCCCUUUCUCUUUUGUAUGCUGUGUU